This is a messenger RNA of Opisthorchis viverrini, 1119 nucleotides long. RefSeq lists its product as hypothetical. Gene Ontology annotation, biological process: proteolysis; regulation of apoptotic process. The transcript has a single exon. NCBI's taxonomy places the organism in Eukaryota, Metazoa, Platyhelminthes, Trematoda, Opisthorchiida, Opisthorchiidae. The record is from RefSeq and is a predicted model, not a curated record. The coding region runs from base 1 to 1119 and encodes 372 amino acids. Gene Ontology annotation, molecular function: cysteine-type endopeptidase activity.
AUGGACAACGAACACCGGGGAUUACUGCGCACCAUGCGCGUUUAUUUAUUGAACAAUAUUACCCGGCUUGAAGAAAUUUUAGAUCACCUGGAGUCUGUUCGUAUUAUUUCGGAAGAACAGCGUCAGAGAAUCUUGUCACCAGUUGUACCAAAAGAUCGAUUGCGCAUUUUUUUGGAUACCCUGCCCAGAUGUGGUCCUCUGGCUUUUGGGAAUUUUCGCAGCGCCCUUCAAGAAACCAAUCAGGAGAGUGUGAUUCAGGCAAUGGAUAUCGAACUGAAUAAGCUGGAAGAAUCACAGAUAGUAAUGAGUGUUGAUCAACCGACCACAAGGACAGUUCGAUCUUUCAAGCCCUAUUCAGUGUCUUCUAAUCCUUGUGGCUAUAUAUUGAUCGUUAAUAUAGAGAACUAUUCCCAGACAUCUGGCGUCUCAACUCGUACAGGUUCAUCUAUAGAUGUUGAAAGGCUCGUUGUCCUAUUUCAAACCUUUUCUUACAGUGUAGCUGUGCUGCAGGACCCAACAGCAGUUCAGUUGGAGAGAGCAGUAAGGGAGUUUUCUCAGAAACCAGAACAUAAAGACGUCCAUGCUGGUGGUCUUUUCAUCCUCGCACAUGGUAUGGAGCAUCAUUUGAUUGCCAGCGACGGCUCACUUGUCAGCAUUGAUGACAUGGUCUCCAACUUCACCAACCCGAAAUGCCCCGGAUUGGCAGGAAAGCCCAAACUCCUGGUGAUCCAAGCUUGCCGCGGUGAGCAGCGUGACCGAGGAGUACUAGUACGGACACAACAAUCCCAGUCAAUCGGAUUUGUUCCCCCAGAACAUUCUCUGGAUCCCUCAUCUUGGUUGUCCUUGCCGCAUAUGAGUGACUGCGUCAUUGUAUAUUCCACGCUUCCUGGAUUUGUUUCAUGGCGUUCGGAAACAGGUGGAAGUUGGUAUAUUUCGACAUUUGUGGAUGUUUUCCGUCUUCACGGCAUGAGCUGUUCUGUGAUGGAUAUGUUGGCUGAGGUGAACAACCGACUGCUUGCUGAGGCUAGCUCUAUGAACAUUCACCAGAUAUCUCAGCCUGUCAGCACACUGACUAAACCUUUUUACCUUACAACGAAAACUGAUCAUUCCAUAUCAUAG